Messenger RNA from Drosophila obscura, 851 nucleotides. RefSeq lists its product as uncharacterized. The transcript has 3 exons. The record is from RefSeq and is a predicted model, not a curated record. The coding region runs from base 75 to 704 and encodes 209 amino acids. Lineage: Eukaryota; Metazoa; Arthropoda; Insecta; Diptera; Drosophilidae.
CUUUGUAUUCAAAAGUCAAGCCACAGUCCUUAGAAAUAAACAAAAAUCUAUUAUUGCGAUAGAGAUCUAACAGAAUGGAGACCCCAAACACAAACGUCUAUGAAUCGGUGCUGCCGCACAUCAUAGCCAUAUUGAAUUGCGAGCCACGUCAGAGCACCACUGUGGACGAUUUGUGCCACAAAGUUGAGGUCACUGCCCAGACGGAUGAUGUUGUGAUGCGGCACAUUCGUGCCUUUGAGACUCCAAUGACCGCUGUGAGCUAUGGCAUAGCGUUGGGCACUGACAUGGGCCUACUGGCCCACUCAAAUGGCAUGGUCCGCCUGGUCACCAAGCUGCCCAUACGCAGCUCUUCAAGCGAGCAGAGCGCCGUACAGGUCGAAUACACCGAUCUUCGCCGCAGCGUCGAGAAGGUGGAGCAGCCGCGGUUGAAUAAAGUCGACGAGGAGCUCUUGUUCAGCGACGAGAAUGGCCGCCAGUCUUACAGCGUCGAUGAGCCCCUCAUCCCGGGCCAGGUACUCCGCUCGGGAAGAAAGCUAGGGACAGGAAUGGUGGCCACUUGCUCAGCCCCACGUACCAUUGACGGACCAACUGAUGGACCUACUAACGGACAAACUGACGGAACAAAUGACGGACCUGAGCAGGGGAACUCCGAUGGUGACACCCAAAACGACACAGUCACCGGGGCUGACUUAGCUCCAAAUUAAAUUUUUUGUGCUCAUUCGUUAUAAUUAACAAUCAAAGCAUUAAUAAUGCUACACUAUUUGGCAUUUUCCACAAAUUCUUGUCACACCGUUUUGCUUUCUGAUAUCCUGAGUAUUGUUUAAUAAAGGAUUUGAUCUGUAAUUGCCAGA